CUAUCUAAGUGGUUCCCUGAAAAGAGGGAUGUAAGGAUGGAGGAGAGGGAGAGGGGGAUAUUGAGGAAGAGCAGGAGCAUAUUUACACGUGACCUUGUGGAUCUGGACACAGUAUGUGACCGACUUUAUCAGAGGGAGGUCCUGAGUGAAGGAAUGAAGAAUGAAGUUUUGUCUGAGAAGACCAGGGAAAAUCAAGUAAGAAAACUUCUGGACAUAAUUCCAAAGCGAGGCAAAAGAGCAUACGGGGCUUUCUUUGACGCUUUGGAAGAGACUUUUCAGCAUAACCUCUCUGGCAUUCUCUAUCCAGGGGGCAAGAAAGAUUUAUUUGAAAACCGGAAGUCCGAAAGGUUUCCUUUAAUAAAGAGUGCGUCGGCGACAGUGGAAUCAAACAGAGAAAUUCAGAAGCCCCCGCUCAUGAGAAGUAUGUCAGCAGAGGUUAGACGGGAACCCGUGGAAUCGAUCAGCGAGAUCCAGGACCAGUCCUUCACGUGUGAGCUACCUCUAGAGGAAAAAGAUUUCCAAAAGUUAUCCAUUGUAGACGAAGAGUUUACCUUACCUGAGAAAUGGCCUUCAGAACCGGAACAUGCGCAGUCAUUGAAUUUCAAAGUCCACAGGUCUCUAAGCUCAUCAGCUCUUUCUAGCCUUAAUGUGAAAUCCGACGUCUAUUCUAUGGUGAAGAAACCUCGGGGAAGAUUAGUCAUCAUCAACAACUUCAAAUUUGGCAGUGAUGAAGUGGACCUGGAGAGGAUGGAGAGAUCCCAACAAGAUGCCACCAGUUUGGAUUUGUUGUUCAAACAACUUUAUUUCAAGACUAAACAACACAGCAACCUAACAUUAAAGGAACUUUCUGCCGUAUUGGAGAAGGAGCGAACAUGUGACCACGCCUCACUGGAGUGUUACGUAAUGGUCGUUAUGUCACGUGGUGACGGAGACCACAUCUACGGUGUGAACGGUUACAAGAUAAAUAUAGACACCAUCAUUUCAAUGUACGAUGAUGAACACUGCAGCAGUCUAAGAGGAAUCCCAAAGAUAUUUAUUUUCCAAGCAUGUGAUGAUGCAAAAUCUAAAUCGGUGCACGAAAUGAAAAAGAAUACUGAGAACCUUACAUCUAUGGUGUCAUCUUCAACAACGUCAGGACACACUGUGAACAUGAGGGCCGACAUGUUUGUUGUAAGGGCAACGCAAGAUGUGGCAGUAAGUUAUCACGGUGUGUUUGGCUCAAGAUUUAUACAAUCCUUUGUAUAUCUUAUGCGCAACUUAGCAUUCAAAGAAGACCUUGAAGAAAUUGUUAAAAAGAUAAAUCACCUGAACUCGGUCAGUGAGCCAGAGAUAGUGGAAUAUGCCAGCUCAUUUACAAGAAAACUAUUUUUUAAUCCUUGACCUUUUUUAAGACCCAAGGCAGAGGAUAUUCUUUGUGAAUUUUGUUGGUGUGAAUGACUUAGUUUGAUGUGACUUCAAUGUAUUGUACAAGUCCAUAGAGACUACGCACAUCACAGUUUUAUACAAAGUGCAAUAUCAUUAUGCUUUUAUUUAUAAGUAUCUUUCAAACAGUAUUUUCACAAUAAAAUGAAACUGUAUUAAAACAUAUUCAGAAA
Molecule: messenger RNA, 1595 nt
Organism: Saccostrea echinata
Lineage: Eukaryota; Metazoa; Mollusca; Bivalvia; Ostreida; Ostreidae
Product: caspase-6-like
Exons: 9
Coding region: 37-1380 (447 amino acids)
Biological process (GO): regulation of apoptotic process; proteolysis
Molecular function (GO): cysteine-type endopeptidase activity
Source: RefSeq, a predicted model, not a curated record